AUGUCGAUCACCUCGAGUUCCCUAAGAAGGGCUCCCUUCAACAUAAGCAGGAGUAUCCCAGCUAGAGCUGCAGGAGCUGCCAUUCAGCCAUACUCUGACAAACACAACAACUUGACUGAUAAAUGGUUGGCCAGAUUGAGAGUUUCAAGCACUAAUUACACUUCUAAUGAGAAUUUCGGGCAACUGCACUCUCUGAUUGACUACUUUAACAAAGAAACCAGGAACAGAGGAUUAGACAAAAUCGACUGGAAAUACUGGGAAAGCGAGAUCCACACCCAAGGAGUUGUCAAAAAUAUCAGAAGAAAGUACAACAGGUUCAUGAAAAGUGAAUAUUAUGUCGAAGAUGCUGCUUCAAGAGUGGACACAAAAACUAAGAAAUUUGAAGGUUUAGAUGUUGCCAUGAACUAUAACUAUGUUCUUUGGCUGACCCAUUACUCUAACCACAUGCAAUUCAUGGAAGGAAUUACCAACUUAGGGGAUAUUACCGAUAUGUCCGAGAAAGAAGCUCUAAAAUAUGCCAAGAAUAUUGACGUCUUGCAUCAAAGUAGCUUGGAAAUUGGAGAUCUUUCUCAUGAAGACUACAAUGAAGUUACUGUUGCUUCGAGAAUAGUAUCUCAAUUCUCAUGGGGAUCAAGAUACAUGCCUCCAUUUGUUCAUUCUUCAGAUGCUUUGAACGCUGUAGCAGCAACCUUGGGAAAGUUGGGAAAAUAG
Moneuplotes crassus is the source of this 711-nucleotide messenger RNA. The record is from the annotation of a GenBank genome assembly. NCBI's taxonomy places the organism in Eukaryota, Ciliophora, Spirotrichea, Euplotida, Euplotidae.